Messenger RNA from Aureobasidium pullulans EXF-150, 650 nucleotides. RefSeq names its product acyl-CoA N-acyltransferase. Gene Ontology annotation, cellular component: endoplasmic reticulum; Golgi apparatus; endoplasmic reticulum-Golgi intermediate compartment. Lineage: Eukaryota; Fungi; Ascomycota; Dothideomycetes; Dothideales; Saccotheciaceae. Gene Ontology annotation, biological process: UDP-N-acetylglucosamine biosynthetic process. Gene Ontology annotation, molecular function: glucosamine 6-phosphate N-acetyltransferase activity; monosaccharide binding. Bases 52 to 579 code for a protein of 175 amino acids. The record is from RefSeq and is a predicted model, not a curated record. The transcript has 3 exons.
UCUCUCCAAAGCUCCUCCUCGAUCACCCCUCGACGGCCGACAGAUCACACCAUGUCUUCCGAGUCUCUCUUCUCACCCGACCUCAUCUCGUCCGAAGUCGCGGCUGCCCUUCCAGAGGGCUACACAAUUCGUCCUCUGCAAAAGAGCGACUACCAUGCCGGCUUCCUAGACGUGCUCGCCGUCCUCACCACCGUCGGCGAUGUUUCAGAACAAGACUUCAACGAGCGCUUCCAAGAGAUGCAGGCAUCUGGUGCGCUGGGAAAAGGUGCAGGUGGCUACCACACAUUGGUCAUUCUGAACGGCGAGAACAAGAUUGUCGGCACUGGUGCCUUGAUUGUCGAGAAGAAGUUUAUCCACAGCCUGGGUCAGGUUGGACACAUCGAGGAUAUCGCUGUUGCAAAGGACCAGCAAGGAAAGAAGCUGGGUCUGCGCAUCAUUCAAGCGUUGGACCACGUUGCUGAGAAGGUCGGCUGCUACAAGACCAUCCUCGACUGCUCAGAGGCCAACGAGGGCUUCUAUGUCAAGUGCGGCUUCAAGCGUGCUGGCCUAGAGAUGGCCCAUUACUACAAUAAGCCUUGAAAACACCCCCAUGCUACAUUUUCCAGGUCCAGGCGUUUCAAAAUAUGGCGAUAUACAAGAUACAUCCAGGU